AUGGACAGCAGCACAGAGGCAAACUUCCCCUGGACGCCCGAGCAACUUGCCGUCCUUCCGCACGACAAUGCCGCCCCAAAGCUUCUGUCCAGCAUCUGGGCACUGUUCGCCGUUGCUACCCUUUUCCUAACCCUGCGCGUGUAUUGCCGCAUUCUGAAAAGACGCAGUCUGUGGUGGGAUGAUUACAUCCUCAUCGCCGCUUGGGUCUGUAGCCUCAUCGAAUGCUCCCUCCUGACGCAUAUGACGACCCUGGGCUAUGGACUGCAUAUCUGGGACUUUGACUGGAACAAUUUCCAAGCCAUCAUGGUGCCCACACUCGCAUCGGGCACCUUCUCGAUCACGGCGGCCGUCUGGAGCAAGACGUCGUUCGGCAUCACGCUGCUGCACAUCACCGACGGCUGGUACAAAAAGGUCACCUGGUUCUGCAUCAUCUCGAUGAACGUCUUCAUGUUCCUGUCAGCCCUGUUCCCCUGGGUCGACUGCACCCCCAUCAGCUCGGCGUGGGAUAUGUCCGUCAAGGGCACCUGCUGGGAUAUCAAGGUGACUGUCUACUACGACAUCUUCUCGUCGGGCUACUCGGCAUUGAUGGACAUCGUGCUGGCGAUUUUGCCGUGGAAGUUUCUCUGGGGGUUGCAGAUGAAGCCGAAGGAGAAGAUAGGCGUCAUCGCAGCCAUGAGCCUGGGUAUGUUUGCCGGCGCUACUGCCAUCGUCAAGACCACCCAGCUGCCCGACAUGCUGUCGGCAGACUUUGCUGACGGGGUCCCGCUCUGGAUCUGGGGCAACGCCGAGACGUGCGCCUCCAUCGUCGCCUCCAGCAUUCCCAUGCUCCGCGUGCUCGUCAAGGAAGCCGCCUCCUCCCGCGGAUACAAGAGCGGCGGCUACUUCGACCGGGGGACGGGAGUCACCGGCAACCACAGCAGAUUCGUCACCAUCUCGAGCCGGCCCGCGCCCACCAACAGCGAGCUCGAGCUCCACAAGCUCGGCGACGACCGCAGCGACCGGAGCAUCCUGGGCAAUAAUCCGAACCUGCAGGUGCCGCAGGCCAAGAAUGGCAUUGUGCAGGUGACGGAUAUUGUUGUCAAGUACGAUGAAGAAAACGCGCAGGGCAAAUGA
Messenger RNA from Parathielavia appendiculata, 1113 nucleotides. RefSeq lists its product as uncharacterized. Bases 1 to 1113 code for a protein of 370 amino acids. The record is from RefSeq and is a predicted model, not a curated record. Lineage: Eukaryota; Fungi; Ascomycota; Sordariomycetes; Sordariales; Chaetomiaceae. The transcript has 3 exons.